UCAAACUGGUUAAACUUCGUGUCGCUAACACGCAACUCGACAUAUACCCUAAAACAGCCACUUGAAAAAAAAAGCAUUUUCAAGAUUAUGUUGGUAUAAUCGAAAGCUUGUUUUAAAAUUGCUCAGUCACGGGAGCUUUGUGGUUUUCUUGGCUGUUAUGUUGUUUCGCACGUUAAGGACUAGAAGUUUGUCCAAGUGGGGUUGCCGUACAUGUUCCGCUGCAGACGGAUUUUUAUUUUUUAUUUAAUCUUCCCCCCCCCCCAAACAACUAAAUCCAUUACAUUUUCCUCAGUUUGUACCAGUUUGUAAUCCUCGUCACUGUCCGAUUGUCACUUGCUCUUCUCAUUCCGUCCAACGUAGAGCGGAAAGUGUGAAAAUGCGUGCGGGGAGGACAGCGGAGUACGACGAGGAACUUUGGGGCCCGAAGGAGGAGAAGGAGCCACGAGGUCAACGAGGUCAACGAGGUCAACGACCGGACGCCGCGUUCGAUCUGCAGCCGCGAAUUGUGCUCCGCAGAGCAGACAUCAGUGGAAGUCUUUGUACUAAGCAGCUGGAGCCAGAGCCACCUCACAUUAAAGAGGAGGUGGAGGAGGAGGACAUCACCGAGUUGCCAUCCACUGGUGUCCCUUGGAAGAGGGAAGCUGAAAGUCACACUGAGGAGAGCAGAGAGGCGGAGCCUCCAAGCAGCAGCUCAAGUCCACACAUGACAAGAGAGGGGGGUGGAGACCACUGUGGAGGAUCACCAGCAGACGGCCUCAUCGCGCCAUUAUCAGAUAGCGAUGACCUGACGUCACACUCUUCUGACUAUGAUGAGGAUGAACAGUCUGAAAGUGAUAUGACAUGUCACACUGACAAGAAACAAUGGGUAUGUUCCCAGUGUGGGAAAACAUUUGCUUAUCGUAGCCGUUUGAAACGACACAAAAGAACACACACGGGUGAGAAACCUUUCACCUGCUCAAUUUGUAGUAAACGAUUUUCUCAGAAAGAACACUUAAGAAGUCACACAAGUACUCACACUGGUGAGAAACCGCUCGCCUGCUCAGUCUGCGGUCAAAGGUUUUCUCAUAAGGGAAGCCUGAAAAUACACACAAGCACCCAUACUGGACAGAAACCUUUUCCCUGCUCAGUUUGUAGUCAAAGAUUCACUCAGAAGGGAGACUUAAAAAAACACACAAGAACCCACACUGGAGAGAAACCCUUUUUCUGCUCAGUUUGUGGGCAAAGAUUCUCUGUAAAAGGAACCUUAAACACACACACAAGAACGCACACCGGAGAGAAACCUUUUGCCUGCUCAGUUUGUGGCCAAAGAUUCUCUCAUAAGGGAACCAUUAAAAUACACACAAGAACCCACACUGGUGAGAAACCUUUUGCCUGCUCAGUUUGUGGUCAAAGAUUCUCUCAUAGGGGAAGCUUAAGAAUACACACAAGAACCCAUACCGGAGAGAAACCUUUUGCCUGCGCAGUUUGUGGUCAAAGAUUCUCUGUUAAGGAGAGCUUAAAGCGACACACAAGAGCGCACGCUGGAGAGAAACCGUUUGCCUGCUCGGUUUGUGGUCAAAGAUUCUCCUUAAAGGCAAACUUGAAAACACACAUAAGAAUUCACAGGUGAGAAACAUUUUUCCUGCUCAUUUUGUUGUAAAAGAUUCACUCAGAAGGGGAAGGUUAAUACACGCACAAGAAUCCACACCAAUGAGAAACGUUUUUUUCCUGUUUAGAUUGUGGUCAAAGCUUCACUAAGAACACGCAAGAACCCACACUGGUUGUUCAACCAUUUUCCUGCGUUGUUUGUGAGCAAAGAUUCUCUCGUAUGUAUGUGGCUAAGACACACAAGUGUGCUGGUGAGAAUGGGGUGAUCAUAAAGCUAUAAAUGUAAAGGUCAGGUUAGGCACGUUGGGGGCCGGUUAGCACAUCCGCCUCACAGUUCUGAGGACCGAGGUUCAAAUCCCGGCCCCGCCUGUGUGGAGUUUGCAUCUUCUCCUCCCACAUCCCCAAAACAUGCUUGGUGGGUUGAUUGAAGACUCUAAAUUGCCAGUAGGUGCAAAUGGGUGCGAUUGGCUGGCGACCAGUUCAGGGUGUACCCCGCUUCUCGCCCAAAGAUAGCUGGAUUAGGCCAGGGCUGGCCUGCGACACUAGUGAGGCUAAGCGGUAGAGAGAAUGGAUGGAUGGAUGGACGGAGGUUUAGUGACGUAGAUAAGCUUGAGAAAUGCCAAUGGCCUGAUUUCAAGCCGCUCGGCAGAAAAAAAAAAAGGUCCGGAGCGCGGC
Messenger RNA from Phycodurus eques (leafy seadragon), 2262 nucleotides. RefSeq names its product gastrula zinc finger protein XlCGF52.1-like. The transcript has 3 exons. Gene Ontology annotation, molecular function: DNA-binding transcription factor activity, RNA polymerase II-specific; RNA polymerase II cis-regulatory region sequence-specific DNA binding. Bases 377 to 1609 code for a protein of 410 amino acids. Gene Ontology annotation, biological process: regulation of transcription by RNA polymerase II; central nervous system development. Gene Ontology annotation, cellular component: nucleus. The record is from RefSeq and is a predicted model, not a curated record. Lineage: Eukaryota; Metazoa; Chordata; Actinopteri; Syngnathiformes; Syngnathidae.